AUGGCAAAUGGGAGCACCUCGUCUUUCCAGGAUGUAGAUCUAUCUCGAGCUGGUACUCCAUCACAUUCAAAGUCCACAGCAUCUACCAGCGUCCCUUCUGCUCCACAAUCACCUGGGCCUUCGAGGACGAGGACCCCUCAUUCGCGACAAUCAUCUUCUGCAACAACGCUUUCGAUCACGCAUACACUCCAUGGGGGCGGUACCCAACUUUCCACGGUGUUGAUCACUCCUCCACUCCGAUUAUUAGUAGAUUCAAAAGAAGCUCGAAAAUCUCCUUCUUUCCUGGCUGCCGCGACAAAAGCAUUGGAACUAUGUCAAGCAGAUGCGGCAUAUCUUCAUCCAAGAGAGAUCUUUGAACCUCUACGACUGGCCAUCUCAAAUCCCCAGACUACCAGCGUCCCGAUCCUUAUCACCUCCCUCGAUCUCCUGUCAAAACUCGUAUCACAUUCAUUCUUCUCCGAGCCAAACGGUCCUCCGGAGGGUAUGUCACCACUUCCAGACCUCAUCACCCAUACCAUUACUCUGUCUUACUCUGAGCAUUCACCCCCUCCUGUCGCCCUCCAGGUUGUCAAGGCUCUCAUGGCCGUGGUGUUGAGCACGGACAAGGGCAUGUUAGUACAUCAGUCCAGUCUCCUAAAGGCUAUCCGAACAGUGUACAAUGUCUUCCUCCUCUCUACCGAUGCGGCAAAUCAAGUGGUUGCGCAGGGUGCUUUGACUCAAAUGGUCAACCAUAUUUUCGGACGAGUUGCUAGACCUGAUCCUAGGAAUGUCGUACCGAGGAGUAAGAGUACAGCGGGAGAGAACGAUGCACGCCGUAACGGGGCCACAGAAUCGGAGCAAAUGUCUAGAGCAGGCAGUGUGCCGCCAACACCCAAUCCUGAGGAUGGUGAGAAACCCAUGUCGGAGGAGAAGAUGACACUUGCGACUUUCGCUCAACCUAACCCUAAUGAUCAAAUUCCUGCUGGUGCAGCACAGAUUCACGAAGCUGCCAAAUUGCCCAUUGCAACUAUAUCUAUCCCCGUCCCCAACGGCGACGCCCUGGACACUCCAGAACCUCGUGUCGCCGCCGACGCAGAUGACGAUGACAUGGAAGGGCCUGGCAGGCCGAUCCCCGCAGAGGAAUUGUUCGUCAAAGAUGCUUUCUUGGUCUUUCGAGCACUUUGCAAACUUUCCAUGAAGCCACUCGUCACAGAAUCCGAGAGAGACCUGCGAUCCGACGCUAUGCGCUCCAAACUCCUUUCUCUACACCUCAUCUUGACAAUCCUCAAAGCGCACAGCGAUAUUUUUGUGAACCCUCUCAUCUGCGUGCCAAGCAAUUCGUCCCUUGAGAUGACUCCGUUCCUUCAAGCUACCAAACAGUACCUCUGCUCAGAUCUCAGCCGGAACGCCGUCUCACCCGUCACGUUGGUCUUUGAACUGUCGGUUGAGAUCUUCUGGUGCAUGCUCAAAUCUAUGAGAGCUCAGCUGAAGAAAGAGAUCGAAGUUCUGUUGAACGAAAUCUUCAUUCCCAUCCUCGAGAUGCGACAUUCCACAUUGCGCCAAAAAUCUCUUAUCCUUGCCAUUUUCAUCCGUCUCUGUCAAGACCCUCAAGCAUUGGUCGAGAUCUACAUCAACUACGACUGCGACCCUAGUUCACUUGAAAACGUGUACGAGCGACUCAUGAACAUUGUGUCAAAGAUCGGUCAAACACAUUUCGCUCCUCCGAGCAAAGAAGAGCAGGCGGGAUCAUCAAAGCCACAACACGGCAAAGACGCACCCGCAAUCCCACUUUCGCUCACCAGUGCGUCUUUGACAGAAACUGCAGCGCACUAUGCCGGACUGGCUCCAGAGGUCAAGUUGCGCAGACAGUCUCUUGAAUGUUUGGUGGCUGCUCUAAAAUCACUUGUGGCAUGGUCGGCGAUCACGUCCUCUACAAAACCAUCUGAAGAUGGCAGACCGAGCGUGGAUGGAUUAGGACGUGAUCGCAGUAACACUGGAUCUCGUGUGGAAGUCUCCACGAUCACCCCCACAUGGCCCUCUGAAGCUGCUCUGCGAAACAAUGGAUCACCCGAUAUCGAUGACGACGUGGAGAGGUUCGAAAGCGCAAAAGCGCGAAAGACGACUUUACUUGAAGGCAUCAAGCAAUUCAACUACAAGCCGAAACGUGGGAUCGAAUUUCUCGUCGAGCACGGCUUCCUGCGGAAAACGCCACAUGACCUGGCUCGAUUCUUGCUCUCUACCGAAGGCUUGAGUAAGGCAAUGAUUGGUGAGUACCUCGGCGAGGCCGAUGAGUUUAAUGUUGCUACAAUGCACGCAUUCGUGGAUAUGCUCGACUUCUCCGGUGCGCGAUUCACGGACGCAGUGCGGAUGUACCUACAAGCUUUUCGCCUUCCAGGUGAAGCUCAGAAAAUUGAUCGGUUCAUGCUCAAAUUUGCGGAACGUUUCAUGCAUAACAACCCAGAGACGGUAUUCGCCAAUGCCGAUACUGCGUAUAUUCUGGCUUUCUCUGUCAUCAUGCUUAACACCGAUGCGCACAACAAGAACAUGAAGCAAAAACGUAUGACUAAAUCGGAGUUUGUGAAGAACAACAGAGGUAUCAAUGAUGGAAAGGAUCUUCCCGAAGAGUUCCUUGGCGAGGUUUACGACGAGAUACAGAAUGAAGAGAUAAAGAUGAAAGAUGAGAUCGACGUACCUAGUGGUCCAUCUGGUCUGGCGGCAGUAGGAAGAGACGUUCAACGGGAAGCAUAUUUCGCUCAGUCGGAAAAUAUGUCUUCCAAAACUGAGGCUCUACUCAAAGCAAUGACUCGACAACAGCGUCGGGGAGUUGUUCGACCUACAGAUCACUUUUACUCUGCUUCAAGGUUAGAACAUGUACGAUUCAUGUUCGAAGUCGCUUGGAUGCCUUUUCUCGCUGGAAUGUCUGCUCAGUUACAGGAAACGGACGAAAUGGAUGUGGUCAAUCUUUGUCUUGAGGGUCUCCGACAUGCCAUCCGCAUCGUCUGUCUUUUCGAUAUGGAACUUGAACGUAACGCAUUCGUCACCACUUUGGCCAAAUUCACCGUUCUGAACAAUGUCACCGAGAUGCGACAAAAGAACGUGGAAGCCAUCAAAUCUUUACUCGAAAUUGCGGUCACGGACGGAAAUUAUCUGAAAGCUUCAUGGAAAGAAGUUCUCACGUGCGUCAGUCAAUUGGAGAAAUUACAACUUAUCUCAAGCGGUAUGGACGUACCAGACGCUCGACGACAAUCUUCCAAGAAACGACCGACCGACGACGUGGCAGAUGAAUCCCGUUCUUCCCAAGUAACAGUAGCGGCAGAUAUGGUGUUCAGUACUUCCAAAAACCUCUCGGGUAGUGCCAUAGUAGACUUCGUUCAAGCUCUAUCAGAAGUAUCGUGGGAGGAAAUUCAGUCAUCUGGAACAUCGACGAGACCGAGGUUGUUCAGUUUACAGAAAUUGGUCGAGAUAUCGUAUUACAACAUGGGAAGAAUAAGAUUGGAAUGGAGUAAUAUAUGGUUGAUCUUGGGAGAACACUUUAAUCAAGUUUGCUGUCAUAAUUCUCCUAAUGUUAGUUUCUUCGCUUUGGACGCUCUACGACAAUUGGCCAUGAACUUUUUAGAAAAGGAAGAAUUGUCACAUUUCGGUUUUCAGAAGGAUUUCUUGAAACCUUUUGAAUAUACCAUCGUGCAUAACAAGAAUGCCGAUGCCAGGGAGAUGGUACUCCAAUGCCUUCAACAGAUGUUACAAGCCCGAGUUCAAAACCUUCGAUCCGGUUGGCGAACCCUUUUCUCCGUCUUCUCAGCAGCUUCAAAAGUUUUGACGGAAAGAGUAGCAAAUUACGCCUUCGAACUCGUCACCCUCGUAUAUCGUCAACACUUCGCUUUGGUCGUACGAUAUGGUGCCUUUGCCGAUUUGACAAUCUGCUUGACGGAUUUCUGUAAAGUGUCAAAAUUCCAAAAGAUCAGUUUACAAGCUAUCGAAAUGGUAAGAGGGUUGGUUCCGAAAAUGUUGGAAUGUCCAGAGUGUCUCUUACCUCAACCAGGAGAAGAAAGGGAGAAAGGAGAGGAUCCAAUGGUGAAAUAUUGGUUACCUGUUUUACAUGCCUUUUAUGAGAUAAUCAUGAGUGGGGAUGAUUUGGAGGUGAGAAGAUUAUCUCUCGACUGCCUCUUCUCCACUCUCAAAGAACAUGGCCGCAGCUUCACUCCGGAAUUCUGGCGAAUGGUCUGUGAUCAAGUUCUCUUCCCCAUCUUUUCUAUCCUUCGUCAGACAGACGAGGCGAGAUUCAAAUCUGCAGAAGAUAUGAGUGUGUGGUUAUCGACAACCCUGAUUUCUGCUCUGCGAGAGAUGAUCGAGUUGUAUUCUGUGUAUUUUGAUGUGAUGAAGAGAUAUUUGGAUGGGUUGCUUGAUAUUCUUAACGACAUGUUGGCGCGAAUAGGGACAUCGUGUUUCCAGCAGCUACUCGAAUCGAACGUCAAAAAGAUGGAUCCUGGCAAUUGGGAAGAAAUAGUUUCGGCCUUUAUCGAGUUGUUCCAGAUUACCACUGCCUCGCAAUUGUUUGAUCCAGCCUUGCACACCGAGGUUGAACCUGGUAACAUGGAGGAAGACGGUGAGCCCUCAUCACAAAACUAUGUCACCCCAGCCCCACUCUUCACUGCCGACCCAUCAUCCUUACCACAGCCCCUCCCCCACUCCCUAUCAUACGCCGAGCAGCGACGCAUCUUCAAACAAAUCAUCGUCAAAUGCGUACUUCAGCUUUUACUCAUCGAGACGACCGACGGACUGUUAGCGAACAACGAUGUGUACAACACGAUACCGGCAGAGCAUCUUUUGAGGUUUAUGAGGGUUUUGGAGGACAGUUGGAGAUUUGCCAGGCGUUUCAAUGCUGACAAAGAUCUACGGAUGAAGUUAUGGAAAGUUGGAUUCAUGAAGCAACUUCCUAACCUUCUGAAACAAGAAACUUCCGCCGCCGCUACACUCAUCAAUGUCCUCCUACGUAUGUACCGCGAUCCUCGAGAAGCACAUCGAGCCACUCGUUCUGGUGUCUUGGACAGAUUAGUACCACUGGCGACGGAUGUAAUUGGAGAUUAUCUGGAGAUCGAUCCUGAGACCCAACCGAGGAAUGUAGCUGCGUGGACGCCUGUGGUGACUGUGCUCUUGAGGGGAGUGUAUGAUUUUGAGCGGGAAGCAUUCUCUACACAUAUACCUACUUUCUACCCCUUGGCCGCGGAUUUACUGUCAAAAGAUGUCCAACCAGAGAUGCGUUUGGCUAUACGUGAUCUAUUACUACGUGUUGGGGAAGUAGGAUUAGGCAUCUCUUCUCGUUCAGAUUCUACAUCACAUACGUAG
Molecule: messenger RNA, 5322 nt
Organism: Tremella mesenterica DSM 1558
Lineage: Eukaryota; Fungi; Basidiomycota; Tremellomycetes; Tremellales; Tremellaceae
Exons: 11
Coding region: 1-5322 (1773 amino acids)
Biological process (GO): regulation of ARF protein signal transduction
Molecular function (GO): guanyl-nucleotide exchange factor activity
Source: RefSeq, a predicted model, not a curated record